Molecule: messenger RNA, 1374 nt
Organism: Pneumocystis jirovecii RU7
Lineage: Eukaryota; Fungi; Ascomycota; Pneumocystomycetes; Pneumocystales; Pneumocystaceae
Product: TFIIH/NER complex subunit TFB2
Exons: 11
Coding region: 1-1374 (457 amino acids)
Biological process (GO): nucleotide-excision repair
Cellular component (GO): transcription factor TFIIH holo complex; transcription factor TFIIH core complex
Molecular function (GO): double-stranded DNA binding; ATPase activator activity
Source: RefSeq, a predicted model, not a curated record
AUGUCAUUUAAAGACAAUAUAAAUGAUUAUUUAGAUCAGCUUCCAAAAACAACACUACUGCGUCUUUAUAAAAAUCCAUCAACAUGUCUUUCUGUUUUUCGCCUUUUACCCAGUCUUGCUAAACAAUUCAUUUUCUCAUUGCUGUAUUAUCCGGAUCCUUUUCCUUUAGAUGAUUUUGAUCUUUUAGUUAAAGAAAAUAGUAGACCAAAACAAGCACAAGCUUUAGAUAGAUUGUGUAGAAUUCAUAUUUUUGAAAAAAAAAAUGAUCAUAUUUAUUUCACCGAGAACUUCAAGAAUGAGUUUCUGGUUGCACUAAUGGGAGGAAAAGAUCAUGAUUCAUUUGGAAUACCCUGUUUAGUUCCUGAUAAAAAACAUGUUGAUAUACCUUUUCUUGAUAAUUAUGCUAAAAACAAAUGGGAGAUGAUACUUCAUUUUAUGGUAGGAACAGGAACAGAAAAGUUACCUGGAGACCAUGUUUUGAAUCUUUUACGUUAUAGUGGGCUUAUGUUUGGAUCGAGAUGUGAUGAAAUGAAGAUAACUAAUUCUGGUUUUCAAUUUUUAUUGUUAAAUAUCAAUUCUCAAAUAUGGACUCUUUUGUUACAUUAUUUAAAUAUGAUUGAAGAUUUAGAAGUAGAUCCUGUUGAUAUUUUACAAUUUCUAUUUAUGCUAGGAAAUUUAGAAUUAGGACAAAGUUAUCUUAUUAGUUCUUUAACACCUAUUCAAAUUCAAGUUCUCGAAAAUCUUAAAGAUUAUGGUAUUGUUUACCGUCGUAAAUCAUCUCGACGUUUCUAUCCUACAAGACUUGCAACUAUAUUAACUUCAAAUUCAGAAAUGUUUUCAUCUACUUCUAGCAUUAAAAAUAGUAUAUAUUUAAAUAAAAGCUUAUCAGACGCUGAUAAAGGUUUUAUUAUUCUUGAAACAAAUUAUCGUCUUUAUGCAUAUACUGAUUCUCCAUUACAAAUUGCAGUUUUAAACUUAUUUGUACAUCUUUAUUUACGAUUUUCAAAUCUUGUUGUAGGAGUAAUAACUCGUAAUAGUGUUCGACAAGCGUUUAUGAAUGGUAUAACAGCUGAACAAAUAAUAUCAUAUCUUACUUCGUAUGCACAUCCACAAAUGAAAAAAAAUACUCCUAUAAUUCCACCUACAGUUAAUGAUCAAAUUCGACUUUGGGAAAUGGAAAGGAAUAGAUUAAAGGCUACUGAGGGGUAUCUUUUUCGCGAUUUUAACUCAAAUUCAGACUUUGAAUUAGCAUUAAAGUAUGCUAAUGAACUAAAUGUAGUUGUAUGGGAAGCUCCUUCAAAAAGAGUAUUUUUUGUUAAUAUUCAGGGUUCAAAUAUGGUAGUAGAUUAUAUUAAAAAGAAGUUUUCAAAGUAA